Molecule: messenger RNA, 5045 nt
Organism: Pieris brassicae (large cabbage white)
Lineage: Eukaryota; Metazoa; Arthropoda; Insecta; Lepidoptera; Pieridae
Product: lachesin-like
Exons: 8
Coding region: 174-1082 (302 amino acids)
Biological process (GO): synapse organization
Cellular component (GO): neuron projection membrane
Source: RefSeq, a predicted model, not a curated record
AGUAUUCAAAGAGGUUAAAUAUUACGAACUUCGUAGUGAAUUUGUACACGAUAGUGUGACUUGUGAUGUAACUUAGUGAAGUGAAGUGUGUGUUAAGUGCGAUGAGUGGUUUGUUUGAUUGAAUAUUAAAAAAACAAUGCAUCAAUCACAUAAGUACAACGAAUGGAUGCGGCAUGGCUAGCACCGGGGUACAGAGAGCAGACAUGCAAGCACGAACCAUCGGCCACUGUCUCCAAAUCAGCAUCCUGAUCAUUUUCAUGCUAUUGGGCUUCAAUGAAAGCCAAGGCACAGCGCAUUACGGCGAAGACAGUGUCGGCUCAUUCCCGUACUUCGAAUACAAUGUGCCGCGGAAUGUGACUACGGUGGUCGGACAGACCGCCUUCCUCCAUUGUCGAGUUGAACAACUUGGAGAUAAGGCUGUCUCCUGGAUAAGAAAACGAGAUCUGCAUAUUUUAACAGCUGGAAUACUCACAUACACUUCAGAUCAGAGAUUUCAGGUAAUCAGACCGGACAAAUCGGAGAAUUGGACUUUACAAAUAAAGUUUCCGCAAGAGAGGGACGGCGGCAUCUACGAGUGCCAAGUCAAUACUGAACCCAAGAUGUCGCUGGCAUUUCAAUUGAAUGUUGUUGAAGCCAAGGCACAUGUCCUGGGUCCAGCUGAUUUGUACGUAAAGACUGGCAGCUCGCUGGCCCUCACUUGCAUACUGAGUCAAGGGCCUCACGACCUCGGUACUAUCUUCUGGUAUAAGGGAUCAAAUAUAAUAGAAUACAAGGAGGUUGAAGCGAAUGAUAUUGUGGAACAACCGAGGGUCCGGUUGAAGACGGAAUGGACGGAACAGCUCACUUCUAGGUUGACGAUCAGCAAGCUGUUACCGACUGACAGCGGGAACUACAGCUGUGUGCCGACUAUGGCAGAGUCGGCGUCAGUCAAUGUACAUGUUAUUAAUGGUGAGCAUCCAGCAGCAAUGCAACAUGGCAACGCAAACACAGCAUCCCCUUGUGCACUGUCGGUUAAUCUUCUAAUCUCUCUUUAUUGUACUCUAGCUACUUUAUACACUAGUACAGUAGACGGACUUAGAUGAAAAUUACAAAAAACCUUUUAAAAAUGCAUCACUCAGCAUUAAGUGUAAAUAUGUAACUAACUAUAUAAUUCUAUUCUUUAUAUUAGAUUUUUGAAAAAUCUUCAAUACGUGGCUUGCAUAAUUCUCGCUCUAAUAAAAUAAAAACGAAAAGAAAACCAUCUCUUUUUAUCAUUGGAUUUCAUUUAUAAUCCUAUGUUUUGAAAAGAAAAGGCUUAUAGCCUAGCAACGGAUUAAUGGGAGAAAAAUUACAUAUGAAAUUGGCGUUUUGUAUGGCUACCCAUACAAUUUUUUUUUUCAAAUAAAAUUCAUUUAAUUAACCAAAGUAUCAUUGCUAUCUUAUGCACUUUUGCCAUCUCAUAUGUAGUUCAUUGAUUCCUUUACUAAAAAAACAUUCGGACGGAUCUAAUCCGAUAAAAUCGGAUAAAACGGAUAAAAUCUUUGAAGACGGUUUCAACUGCCCAAAAGUUGUUUUUUUUAUCUCGUUAAAAAUUACAAUAAUUAGAGUAAUAGAAUUUCCAAUGCAAUAUUUCAUGUUUUCCAUUUUAUAAAUUGAAUUUGGAAUUCCAAAUCAAAGAGAUAUUUGAGAUCAAAGUGGCCAGUAGGUACGAUACGGUACCUCAUAAAGUUAUGAGAUAUAGUAUAUAAGUUAAAACAUGUAUACUCUCAUCUAAAUAAAUUAGAGAACAUCAAUAAAAUAUAAAGAUCGUUAUCAUAAAAUUAACCUCAUCAAUAAUUGUAGAGUAAUAAUUAAAUUUAUCCAAUGAAAUUUAAAAGGUCACCUACCCUUAACUAUUUUUCCUAUAUAUUUUACUAAAUAAACUGCACUAUAACUGGUAAAUUUACAAUUCACGAUUCGUUAAGCUUGCAACAAAUUGCUAAGCUAAACGAGAGUGGAAUGAUCCGUUAAAAAAUUUACCGUCUCUAGAAGAAUUUAUACGAGACUAGCUUCCGUAAGCAGCGUUCCUUGAGGAUUUCGUGUAUUUUAGAAAGAUUUAUGAUCUCUUCAACAAAUGUUAUAUUUCAUUCAAUUUACAUAAACAAGGAUUCAAGGAUUUUGACAUCAAUAACUCUGCAGGUCCUAAGUAAUAAAAUUGCUGCAUUUUUAAAAUUUCUUGCAUUAAAUCACUAUGGAAAAUGACCGCAUCACCACUAGGCAACCAGGUAUCCUUCGAGGUAUGCCCGAAUCAAUACAACCCGGAUGCGAAAAAAUUUGCAACCCUGAAUUUGUUGGCUACUACGGCGAUAUUUUCACCUAAAAUUAGAUGAUAUCUGUUAGGUCACUGUUAUAUAAAAAAGAAAUACAAGAAGACAGAAAUAUGUUAUAAUCUGUAAAUAAAUCUUCUAUCUUCUUGCACCACCUGCCCCGGUUGCUGGGGUAUUUGUGACUCGAUCCACACCAGAAUCGUCAAAGACUAGGUAAAAGCGUAACGGGCUCCAGGGUCGCUCUCACAAUCUACCUGGGCUUAAAUGGCUCCGGUCCCAUCACCAAACUCCGUAAUCCGGAGUUUGGUGAUGAGCAUAUCUUCUCCUCUUUACUCCGGCAACACCUACUCUAACCUCAUACUCUUAGAUAAUCCACUAUUCAAAUGAAUCUAUUUAAAACACUGAAUUUUACCGGGGGUAGAAUAAUGUUUGUCAGCUUUUUGUCUAGAGUCAAGAAUGCGGAACUUUUGUAUUUCCGUGUUUUGUAUGCGUAAUACUUAGUUUGAGGUACUAAAACUUAUGACCUCUGCGUUGCUGUCAAUCACUUUUCAAGUGAACUUAUCUUGAUCAAAAACUAUCUUAAUUUAUAAUUUCGAUCUACCGCCACAAACACGUACUUCUAAAACUCCCCUGAUUUGUACAUAAAAGCCCUGAGCAUAAGGGAACAUCCAUACAAAGUCAAUUCAGCGUCACAAAAAAGAUCAAUAGCGCCCAUGUAAGACCUCUUUCGCCUCAUUUAUUUUCGUUCUACCUACAUAUAAAAUUAUCUUUUUACCCUCAAAUUGAAAGUAAUUUAAUAUAUCGAGAAUAGGUCGCGCAAAUUCACCCUUUUCGAACAUAAUUCGAUUUUUAACUAUCUCAUACCCGCGAGUGUAACACAUCUAUUUAGCAUAUUUUUGUAUUUAUAAAACAAAAGUUUUAACAACAAUUAUUAAUAACUUAACUUAUGAAUACGGCAUUUUGAUAAUUGUUAUGUCAUGUAUGUUAUAUUAUAUUUUUAACAAUUAAUAAAUUUGAAUGUACCACUUACAAUAACAUUUCCCUCGGCUAGUUUCAAUAAUGUGUUAGAAUUUUCAUAUUACGAGAUUUUUUGUAAUACCAACUUAUUUCCGGGCAAUUCAACUACUUAUUUAAACUUAUUCCCACUGUACACAAUAGGUAUGUUCUAACUGGUUAAAUUGACUUACAGGAUUCGUAAAUACGUUCGACAUAGACACCAUAGAACGAGGAUUUUUUAAAUAUUAAAUUCGACUCGCAUUUACUUGUACUACACGUAGAAAUUAAGCCCUUAAAAGCAAAAGCUUACAUUUGGUAGCACUAAGUUUUACGUUUGUUGUUUUAGCUAAGUACCUCAAGCCAAGUAUUACGCAUACGAAAUACGGAAAUACAGAAAUUCCGCAUUCUUGACUCUAGACAAAAGGCUGACAAAUAUUAUUCUACCCUCGGUAAAAUUCAGUGUUUUAAAAUCAUAACUUGGGGUCGAAGUUAUCCACUUCAUAAUUUAAAAACAAAUUGAAAGCCUACGUUUUGAGGAUCUUAAUUGAAAUGUAAAUAUGCUUAGAACAGAAGUGUUUAUACUGCGUCUGACGCCCGGUUUCUUUAUGAAACAACAGUGGUAACUGCUACGAGGCGUAGAUAUCUCUCGUAGUAAUCAUAAAAUACAAGUUUAUGUCAGAUGUCGUCAAAAAUUAUUUAAGCCUUUGUUUGCUACGCUUACUUUUAUAAUUAUUUUAUUUGUAAAGCAAAAUAGUUACUUCUCUUAUUUUUACUUUAUUUAUAUAUACUCGUAUGUAUAGCAAUUACUUUGGAAUAUUUAUUUCUUAUCUGGUAAGCAAAAGAAAUACUUCUCUUAUUUUAACGUUGUAUUUGUGAUCUGUGUCUCUUUCCUUCAAUAAAUGCAGAACAAUUUUUGAAUCAUAUAUAAGAAACAUACGGAUAUAAAAAAAACUAGCGAAUGUAUUUAAAAUAUUAAACAUUAUUAUAUGAUAUUGAAUAGAUUAAGGUAAGAGGACCUUCAGGAAUCAGUGUUGCCUUGACUGCAAUUCUUCCAACAAAAUUGAAUUCUCAUAUUCGCAAUAUUGAGUAUGAUUCGUAUUAAUUUUUCAUCCUUUUAUUUGCUCCCCAAGUUUUCCUAAUAAAUGCGCGCUUGGUUUUUGACUACCCUAACAUUUGCGUCAUGCAUGAUUUUUGCUCUUCACCUCCAUCUAAAAACGGUAUAUUUUUCCCUAUUUCGCAACAUGUUUCAUUCAUGCUCCGCUCUCGGUAGUAGCGUAUAAAACAUUGUGGACUCUCGAUAAACUAACACAAAAAUCAUUUUGCAAUUCGACUUUAUAACGUUAUUAUAGAUUCCGUGCUAGUUUUCAUUAUCUAUUUAAUGUUCAUACAAUUUUUUAACAGAAUAAUAUAAUCCAAAUCAUGAUAUUUUUCUUUUUUUAUUGACGUUCAUAAGUGUACAUUGUGUUACCUAUAUGAAUAAAUAAUUUUUGACUUUGAUAUGUUACAUUUGAAACCACUGUGACUUGUAUUAAUGUAACCAUAUUUUCAAUUCGCAACCAAAGAGCUCUCUUCUUUAUGGGAAGAGGUUCAAGGCGGUCACAUUCAGAUAACAACAUUAACUUAUUCUUUACAGUAUUUAGAACUAAAAAGUUUUUAGUAUAUCAUGUUGUAAUUGAACUAUUUACAGCCUAGUGGUUUCAGCGUGCGACUCUAAUCCCUUAAGUCGUAGGUUCGAUCCUGGGCUGUCCACCAAUGGACUUUCUG